This is a messenger RNA of Adineta steineri, 429 nucleotides long. The record is from the annotation of a GenBank genome assembly. NCBI's taxonomy places the organism in Eukaryota, Metazoa, Rotifera, Eurotatoria, Adinetida, Adinetidae.
AUGGACUCGAUUUCAUGUAUAUCAGAUAUUGAAAUAGAAGAAAAUGACGCCAGCGAGGUUGGUGAACCCGGUUCACCAGGUAGCAGUAUAGAAACUGUCGAUACAGGCAUAUGGGGCCAUACUCUCUAUGGUGAGAUGCAGGCCUGUGCUGUAUCGACAGGAAACUGUAAUUCUGCCACUCUGUAUGGACCAGGAAUACCACCUGUAGAAAAUGAGGACAAUGAUGAUGAAGAUGUAACCUUCUGGAACUAUGAUACCAUCGGUAUCUAUGAUUCAGACGAGUUAGAUAGUAUUUCUGAUGAGAUGGAUAUAGAAUGGGUUAAUGUUGAUAUGGUUAAUAGUGAAUGGAUUAAUGUUGAUAUUGUUAAUAGUGAAUGGGAUUAUAUGGAUAAUGAUAAGGAGUGGAUAAGUAUCAUCGAUUUGGAUUGA